Messenger RNA from Spirodela intermedia, 3821 nucleotides. NCBI's taxonomy places the organism in Eukaryota, Viridiplantae, Streptophyta, Magnoliopsida, Alismatales, Araceae. The record is from the annotation of a GenBank genome assembly.
AUGGCGGACGGGCACGUCGGCGGCGGCGGUGACGACGGGAAGGACGGGAAUGGGAAAGGAGAAGGCGAUGCGCGCGAGUCGGCGGCGGGCCUUAGGGAAGGGCAGUUCCUGCUGGGGUUGCCGACCUUCAGGGAGACGGAGAACGGGCGGUUUAGGUGCGUGGAGACGGGACACGAGCUGUCUUCUAGGGACAUGAUCGAGAGCUACGGCCGGGGCAAGGGUUGCAGAGUUGGCCUAAUCGACGCUGCCCUGACGCAGCACAAACCCCCUCUCAACAUGUUCAAGCCCGAUCCUCUGUCAAAGUAAAGCUUCUCCUCUCUCUCUCUCUCUCGCUUCCCCCCUCUUUUCCCUUUAUCAACAGGCUCAUGUAAUUGGUACUUGUCGUUCACCUUUUUCUUUGCACUAAUGGUAGAAUUUUUGUGCUUACCCCUACUCUAGAGUUGAUCAUUUCAUGGAUUUAUCUGAGUUUACCGUGGGAUAAUCUCAUUCAACUGUCAUCUAGAAUGAUGCCUCGAACCAUCCUAUGCCCACCGAGUGAGUCCCAGCCUAGUAAUGGAGCCUACGAUUUUCAAGUAGCUUGCAAUGAUCUUCCUGAAGUCGAUCACGAGACAUCUUUGCUUCCUCAAAUCUUAAAUUAUUCAGUCUUCUAUAUUUUACUUACGUGAUUGCUCUUGUUUAUGUCUAUAGGUCGAAGAUAAUAUGCAAGUUGACUGGAGACACAAUCAAUAAAUCUGAAGAGCAUAUCUGGAAGCACAUUAAUGGAAAGAGGUUUCAGAAAAAAUUAGGUAAGUGGAUCAAGUUGCUUUCUUAGUUUAAACAUUUUAUUUCUGGGCUCUGAUCACUGCACCAUAUGAAACCAUCCUCACCUUAUCUUUUCUAACUAGAUCAAAAGGAAGCAGAGAUGAACGCAAAUGUAUUGACUUCGAAUGGAGUAACAAAAAAUAAUUCCAAGAAAGGUGAAUCAUCUAAAAAGCUGUGGGCCCUUGAUUCUUUGACAGUUCCAGUCAUUUUAAUUUCAUGUUGGUGCAUAUUUCUCAAUAUAGAAAAGAAAAAGGCGGGUAAGGCUGCUGCAAAUGGAGAUGUGGAAAGGAAUCCUAAGAAAUCAGAUGGGUUAUCAAGUACGGGACAGAAGAUGAUCAAGAAAAAGCAAAGGCAGGAUACAACUGGAACUCACUCUUUGACAAAUGACGAAAUUGCUGAGAACAGUGGUUCAGAAGAACCUGACUUCUGGGUCCCGCCAGUAGGAAGUCGUUGGGAUUUCGAUGAUGGAAAGGACCGUUGGGAAGUCUCAGCCUCUGAAACAGAUGACAUUUCUCUAGGUAACAUAUAAGAUGCAUAUGAAGCACGAGAUUGUAAUUUUUUUCUAUUUCUGUUCUGCAAUGCUUUAUUAUAUAGAUUUUUGUAGUCCCUUAUAUUACGACUACUUGUCAUUCUCUACUGCCCUGGAACAUAAUAAUCCAUGUUACAGCACAAUAUCGAAUUAUGUCUAUUUGGUUUUACGAAUGAAUGUUUGUUCGUUUUUAUUAUGUAUACUUCCUCAAAUAUAACUCUGUUUCAUUUAAAUAGUUCUGGUAGCCGCCUAAUUGUUGGUUCGAACUAUUUAUCCUUCUUACUAGUGUGGGGUCGUUUAUCUUUGAUAUAAUCUCUCAAAAUGAUAAUUAGCCCCAUCCCCCAUUUCUCACUGUUACCAAAUAGGAUCGGGACUGAAUCAUUCCUAUUCCUCCUUCCCAAACAUGGUCUUGGGCCUCUUCCAUGUCUUCUUUCUGUCCUUGGACCCCCUUCCAUGAAAAUAUUUCUUUUUUUUUUUCCAAUCUCACCAGGUCAGGACACUGGGUAGAGACGAAGUCAUAGAAAAAUCAUGGGAUGCUGCUCGUUUUUUCCUUCUCUUUUCCAUCAUCUUCCAUCCCUACAUUCUCCUUCACAGUUGUGAACAGCCAAAAUUGCAUGCUUAUGUACUACUUUCUUGUCUGCGCUAAUAUUUUCUCUGUUUUCUUCUUGGGUCUCUGAGGAUUCGAGAAUUGUGGAAACAAGAUCAUGUUUUUUUAAUUUUUAUCUCCGUCGGAAUGUGCCCUAAAUCAUAUGCAUUUUCCCUCUGUUUUAGCAUAUUGAGUUAAAGGAAGGAAGUAAAGAGGAAGGCCGGUGGCCUCCACCAUGGAUUAUAUUCUCCUUUUUCAGGAGAUCACACGCUCAUUUUAUAAUGUGGCUUUUCUUGCAAACGUCUUGAUAGCAACAUGUUAAUUGCGCUAUUUGAUUAGGGGGUAUCCAAAUGGAAGGCCUACGUGAGACAUGGAAAAAUGACACCUGACCCCAAAGGAGCUGAGCUUAAUCAUGCUCUGUAAUACUUACGAGACAAUGCUAGUGGAACUUUUCUUGUUCUUGACCUUUGGAUCUCAAGAUCACCGUUUUUAUUAGAAAGUCUCCUGUGCCCACAUCAGUCGGCCAUUAGUGAGUUCAGGCAGUUGCACUUUACACAAAGCCUGGGUUUCCAAUAUUUCUCUAUGCAUGCUUUAUAAAAUUUGCUGGAUGAGACUAUAGACGUAGGUAUUUUGUUGGAACACUAUUGGGCUUUAUCUGCCUUCGAGACCCAUCAUAUGCCUAGCUUCAUUGAUAUCACCUGGUGGAUCACAUAUAUAUGGAGAGGUACCCAAAUAGUCCUGAUCCUAUUAUGGUCCGUCAAAAUAGAGCGCCACUCUGCAGAUAAUUGGUGGGAGCCUCCAUCUUAUGAUUAUUGUGUAAUAAAAUCAGUUUUUUACUUAUUCUAGUCAUGUUUUCGAACAUGGUAGUGGAAGUUGGCGCAUAAUAGAAUUUGUUGAAUGUGCUUCAUCCUCUGAGAAAGGGAUGGAAAUCAAUCAGUGUUCUAAGAAAACCCUGACUAGGAGCUGCUAUGUAAUUGUUUAUCUGCUCAUAUUUUAUUUAAAUUAUUUUUAUUGGGAUGAAAGUGAGGAGCCUGUUAGUGGGAGCGAUGCCCUCUGAUUAUGUAAGAGAAGCAAUCAUGAAGAGGAAAGAUAGAAGAAGAGAGAGGAAUGGGGUGCGCGAGGCCUGAUAGAGUUUGGAUCAGAUGUACCGACCAAGGGAAGUCUACCCAGCCUUGGAUCAGCAGCCCAUAUUUUAAGAAGGCAAAACUGAAGGUCAUACGUUUGACUAAAAGGCAAAAAAAACUGGAAAAUUAGGAAACAUGAUAUAAUAUAAGCUACUUGUUGAAAAAAGAUUGGUCUGUAAAAUACCUGAAGGUAGGAAAAAAUAUGUAAUUAAUUAAGUAUUUGACCAAUGUCUUGUUCACCCUAAAUAGAUUGACUUAUCUACCUCUACUCACAACUCUCAAGACCAAUCUUUUCUAAAGCUGCUUUGCUUGUUCGGAUUUAAGGAACGAAAAGAGAUGUCCAAAAGCAAAUCCGAGGGGCAUUGUCAGGCAUUGACGCUGGUUAGAGUCAUCACAAUGUUCCUCAACAAUGUUAUGUGAUCUUGCUGUCCAUCUAUGUUAUUAACCCAAGUUCUUGCCCCGCAUGAAAGUUUGUGUAUUUCCUGGGUAUUCUACAAAUCUGUUUGCAAUAGUGAAGGGGCACAUAUUUCACACUUUCUUGUUCCAUCCUUCUUUGUCUGUCAGAUGAAGCAGAUCCGGAAGAUGAGACAAUCGCUGUGGAUCUUUCUGCAAGGUAUGCUAUAUCGUCAUUAAUUUUCAAUGCUCUUGAUGAUCCAUUUUCUCGAGUAUUUCGUCCAAUGGGGUUCUGGGCUCGUUAAUUGGCAGGACAAAACGCAUGUCUGUUGCCGUGGGCCCCAGCAGCUUUGCAACAAGGAAGAAGAAGAACAAGACGAAGGAUUGA